CGCAGUCCCUGCGGUCCUGAGUAGGGGGCGGGUGGAAGCUCCGCGCCUUCCUGGGGUCUCUAAGGUCUACAACAUCCCUAAAUAGCGCUCCCUUUGUUCCUUCAUUCAACAAACGUGAUGAAUUUCAGCUCCCCUUCUCUCUUUAGGAAACCCAGUUGAGUCUCAUUCUAUGACCUACCAAAUUCAAAAUGCCGUCUCUUGAUGCUACUUUGUUUGGAUACUUUAGAAAACGGGGGCUGCCUCUGUAACCUAGCCUGGGCUAUCAGAGAACUUGCUAUGUAGUACAGACCUGGGACCCCGCUGCCCCAGCCUGCCCAGUGCUACGAUGACGUGCGAGGGCUUCAGAAAAGAUGCUCAGCAAAUAGUGUCCGAGGGAGCUGUCUCCCGCGGUGCGCCAAGCGCUUCCCCACUCAGGACCAGAAGCCAGCACAGCGCCUGUCCGGGGGAACAGGCUGCCUCCCACUCCCUACCGAGAAGCUUCGGGAAUGGCAUCGGCGCUUAGCAGCUGAGUCUGAGUCCCGGACUCCACGGAGGAACUACAAUUCCCAGUAUCGGAGCUACCCGGACUCCCGGAAGCCGAGGCUUUGGCGACCGGAAGCAGCUGAGACCCAACAGGCCUGAGGUUAAUUCAGCCAGGAAAGUGGGUGGGAAGGGCUGUGGGGCACCUGUCAAUUCGCCACCAUGAACGUGGUCUUUGCUGUGAAGCAGUAUAUUUCCAAAAUGAUAGAGGACAGCGGGCCGGGCAUGAAGGUACUUCUCAUGGAUAAAGAAACGACUGGUAUAGUGAGUAUGGUCUACACACAGUCAGAGAUUCUUCAGAAGGAAGUAUACCUCUUCGAACGAAUUGAUUCUCAAAAUCGAGAGAUCAUGAAACACCUAAAAGCAAUUUGUUUCCUUCGACCCACAAAGGAGAAUGUGGAAUAUCUGAUCCAGGAGCUCCGAAGACCCAAGUACAGCAUAUAUUUUAUUUAUUUCAGUAAUGUGAUCAGCAAGAGUGACGUGAAGUCGCUGGCUGAAGCUGACGAGCAGGAAGUUGUGGCUGAAGUUCAGGAAUUUUAUGGUGACUACAUUGCGGUGAAUCCACAUUUGUUUUCUCUCAAUAUUUUGGGUUGCUGUCAGGGUCGAAAUUGGGAUCCAGCCCAGCUAUCAAGAGCGACUCAAGGGUUGACAGCUCUCCUUUUGUCUCUGAAGAAGUGCCCCAUGAUUCGCUAUCAGCUUUCAUCAGAGGCUGCAAAGAGACUGGGAGAAUGUGUUAAGCAAGUGAUAAGUAAAGAGUACGAACUCUUUGAAUUCCGGCGGACAGAGGUUCCUCCGCUACUUCUCAUUCUGGAUCGCUGUGAUGACGCCAUUACCCCACUGCUCAACCAGUGGACAUAUCAGGCCAUGGUCCAUGAACUACUGGGCAUAAACAACAACCGGAUUGAUCUUUCCAGAGUGCCAGGAAUCAGCAAAGACUUAAGAGAGGUGGUCCUGUCUGCUGAAAAUGAUGAAUUCUAUGCUAAUAACAUGUACCUGAACUUUGCCGAGAUUGGUAGCAAUAUAAAGAAUCUCAUGGAAGACUUCCAGAAGAAGAGACCAAAAGAGCAGCAAAAGCUAGAAUCCAUAGCAGACAUGAAGGCCUUUGUUGAAAAUUAUCCACAGUUCAAAAAGAUGUCUGGGACUGUCUCAAAGCACGUGACAGUGGUCGGGGAACUGUCUCGGUUGGUCAGUGAGCGGAAUCUGCUGGAGGUUUCAGAGGUUGAGCAAGAACUGGCCUGUCAGAAUGACCAUUCUAGUGCUCUUCAGAAUGUGAAGAGACUCCUGCAGAAUCCGAAAGUCACAGAAUUUGAUGCAGUUCGCCUGGUGAUGCUUUAUGCUCUACAUUACGAGCGCCACAGCAGCAACAGCCUGCCAGGACUCAUAGUGGACCUCAGGAGUAAAGGUGUUGCUGAGAAGUAUCGGAAGCUUGUGUCUGCAGUUGUUGAAUAUGGUGGUAAACGGGUUAGAGGAAGUGACCUCUUCAGCCCCAAAGAUGCUGUGGCUAUUACCAAACAGUUUCUCAAAGGACUGAAGGGAGUGGAAAAUGUGUAUACACAGCACCAGCCUUUCCUGCAUGAGACCCUGGAUCAUCUCAUCAAAGGAAGGCUUAAGGAAAACCUCUAUCCUUAUUUAGGCCCCAGCACACUCAGAGACAGGCCUCAGGAUAUCAUCGUGUUUGUUAUUGGAGGAGCCACCUAUGAAGAGGCUCUGACAGUCUAUAACCUGAACCGCACCACUCCUGGAGUGAGGAUCGUUCUGGGAGGAACAACAAUACACAACACGAAAAGCUUCCUAGAGGAAGUCCUGGCUUCUGGGCUGCACAGCCGCAGCAGGGAGAGCUCGCAGGCCACCUCAAGGUCAGCAAACAGAAGAUGAGAUGGCAGUGAAGAGCGGCGAGAAUGUCAUGGCCUCCUCUUACCUGCCUCGGCCCUUCUCUGCUGACCAGGGGCUUCGGGGCUGGCCCUCGUGUUUGCUCUGACUCACUCCAGGUAACCCCGAUUCCUGGACUGCUGGAACAGACCCCGGGACUGCCGACGAUGAGCCCACCCCAACCCACUUGUGAUUCUGUAGGAAAUAAACACAUUCCUUGUGUAUUUGACAGC
This is a messenger RNA of Mus caroli (Ryukyu mouse), 2621 nucleotides long. It is a transcript of the gene Vps45, whose product is annotated as vacuolar protein sorting 45 homolog. Gene Ontology annotation, biological process: vesicle-mediated transport. Lineage: Eukaryota; Metazoa; Chordata; Mammalia; Rodentia; Muridae. The record is from RefSeq and is a predicted model, not a curated record.